GCAAGGAGCGGCGGCUGCCGGCGCCAUGGGCACUGCCUCGUCGCUCGUGAGCCCCACCGGCGGGGAGGUGAUCGAGGACACGUACGGGGCGGGCGGCGGCGAGGCCUGCGAGAUCCCGGUGGAGGUGAAGCCCAAGGCCCGCCUGCUGCGCAGCUCGUUCCGCCGGGGCGCGGGGGCGGCGGCGGGGGCCGGGCCGGGUUCGCUGCCCCGCGGGGCGGGCGGCGGCGGGCUGCUGGGGGCCAGCUUCAAGUCCACUGGCUCGUCGGUGCCCGAGCUGGAGUACGCGGCGGCCGAGUACGAGCGGCUGAAGAAGGAGUACGAGAUCUUCCGGGUCAGCAAGAACCAGGAGUUGUUAUCCAUGGGCCGCCGCGAGGCCAAGCUGGACACGGAGAACAAGCGGCUGCGGGCAGAGCUGCAGGCACUUCAGAAAACUUACCAGAAGAUACUUCGGGAAAAGGAAAGUGCUUUAGAAGCAAAAUAUCAAGCAAUGGAGAGAGCAGCUACAUUUGAACAUGACAGAGAUAAAGUUAAGAGGCAAUUUAAGAUUUUUAGGGAGACCAAGGAAAAUGAAAUUCAGGAUUUAUUGAGGGCCAAGCGAGAGUUGGAGAGUAAACUUCAGAGGCUACAGGUUCAGGGGAUCCAUGUAUUUGAUCCUGGAGAGUCUGAUUCAGAUGACAACUGUACAGAUGUUACGGCUGCUGGACCCCAGUGCGAGUAUUGGACUGGUGGAGCCUUGGGAAGUGAACCCUCCAUAGGGAGUAUGAUUCAGCUUCAGCAGUCUUUCCGGGGCCCUGAGUUUGCCCAUAGUUCUAUAGAUAUAGAAGGACCCUUUGCUAACGUCAACAGAGAUGACUGGGAUAUUGCUGUAGCUAGUUUAUUACAAGUUACCCCCUUGUUUUCACAUUCUCUGUGGAGUAACACUGUCAGGUGUUACCUCAUUUAUACAGAUGAAACCCAGCCCGAAAUGGAUCUUUUCCUUAAGGACUAUUCACCUAAACUUAAAAGAAUGUGUGAGACAAUGGGAUAUUUUUUCCAUGCUGUGUAUUUUCCAAUUGAUAUUGAAAAUCAGUACCUCACUGUAAGAAAAUGGGAAAUUGAGAAGAGUUCAUUAGUUAUCUUAUUCAUUCAUUUAACCUUACCAAGCCUGUUAUUGGAAGACUGUGAAGAAGCUUUUCUGAAAAACCCUGAAGGCAAACCACGAUUAAUUUAUCAUCAUUUGGAGGAUGGGAAAGUCAGUUCUGACUCUGUCCAGCACCUGAUUGAUCAAGUAUCUAACCUGAACAAGACCAACAAAGCCAAGAUCAUUGAUCACUCAGGAGAUCCUGCAGAAGGAGUCUAUAAAACCUAUAUUUAUGUAGAAAAGAUUAUUAAACAGGACAUCCUGGGCUUUGAAAAUACAGACCUGGAAACUAAGGAUUUGGCCAGUGAAGAUUCUAUUCCAGAAGAAGAUGAUUUUGGUGAUGUUCUGUGGGACAUACAUGAUGAACAAGAGCAAAUGGAAGCUUUUCAGCAGGCUUCAAAUUCAGCCCAUGAGUUGGGAUUCGAGAAAUAUUACCAACGCCUUAAUGAUCUAGUGGCAGCACCAGCACCAAUUCCACCCCUUCUUGUAUCUGGAGGACCAGGCUCUGGAAAGUCCCUUCUUUUAUCAAAGUGGAUCCAGUUACAACAGAAGAAUUCCCCUAACACACUAAUUCUUUCUCAUUUUGUGGGGAGGCCCAUGUCAACCAGCUCAGAGUCUUCCUUGAUUAUUAAACGACUGACUCUAAAGUUGAUGCAGCAUUCUUGGUCAGUAUCUGCGCUGACAUUGGAUCCUGCUAAGCUUCUGGAAGAAUUUCCACAUUGGCUGGAAAAACUCUCUGCCCGUCAUCAAGGCAGCAUCAUCAUCAUUAUUGAUUCUAUAGAUCAAAUUCAGCAAGUUGAAAAACACAUGAAGUGGCUGAUAGAUCCACUACCAGUGAAUGUAAGAGUAAUUGUUUCUGUAAAUGUGGAAACAUGCCCUCCAGCAUGGAGGUUGUGGCCUACACUUCAUCUUGACCCUUUAAAUCCGAAAGAUGCAAAAUCUAUUAUAAUCGCAGAAUGCCACUCUGUAGACAUUAAAUUGAGUAAAGAGCAGGAGAAGAAGCUAGAACGACACUGUCGUUCUGCUACAACCUGCAAUGCCCUUUAUGUCACUCUUUUCGGCAAAAUGAUUGCAUGUGCUGGGAGAGCAGGCAAUUUAGAUAAAAUCCUUCUUCAGUGUUUCCAGUGUCAAGAUACUGUUUCAUUAUAUAGACUUGUUCUUCGAUCUAUCCAGGAGUCCAUGACAAAUGAUAUAGAUAAAGAACUAAUGAAACAGAUUCUCUGCCUUGUAAAUGUUAGUCACAAUGGUGUGAGUGAAUCAGAAUUGAUGGACCUCUAUCCUGAGCUGUCCUGGGCUGUCUUGACCUCCCUUAUUCACAGUUUACACAAAAUGUGUUUGUUGACUUAUGGUUGUGGUUUGCUCAAGUUUCAACAUCUACAGGCUUGGGAAACAGUGAGACUAGAGUACAUGGAAGGUCCCACCAUUAUUUCUUCAUAUAGGCAAAAGCUAACCAACUAUUUCACCAUGCAGCUAAGUCAGGACCGAGUGACUUGGAGGAGUGCAGAUGAACUGCCUUGGCUAUUCCAACAGCAGGGAAGUAAACAGAAGCUGCACGAUUGCCUUCUUAACCUCUUUGUGUCUCAAAACCUCUAUAAAAGAGGACACUUUGCUGAGUUGCUGAGUUACUGGCAGUUUGUUGGCAAAGACAAAAGUGCAAUGGCAGCAGAAUACUUUGAUUCAUUGAAGCAGUAUGAGAAAAACUGUGAAGGCGAGGAGAGCAUGAUUUGCUUAGCUGACCUUUAUGAAACCCUGGGGCGAUUUCUCAAGGAUCUAGGCCUUCUCAGUCAGGCUGUUGUGCCUUUGCAGAGGUCUCUAGAAAUUCGAGAAACAGCUUUAGAUCCAGAUCACCCACGAGUAGCUCAGUCCCUCCACCAACUAGCGAGUGUGUACGUGCAGUGGAAGAAGUUUGGCAAUGCUGAACAACUAUAUAAACAGGCAUUGGAAAUCUCAGAAAAUGCCUAUGGUGCAGACCAUCCACAUAUUGCUCGUGAACUUGAAGCACUUGCAACUUUGUACCAGAAACAAAAUAAAUAUGAACAAGCUGAACAUUUUAGAAAAAAAUCUUUUAAAAUUCGUCAGAAAGCUACAAGGAGAAAAGGCAACUUGUAUGGAUUUGCCCUUUUACGUAGACGGGCCCUACAGUUAGAAGAGCUCACGUUAGGUAAGGAUACACCUGACAAUGCUCGGACCCUCAAUGAACUGGGUGUGCUCUACUAUCUUCAGAACAACCUGGAAACAGCUGACCAGUUUCUGAAGCGUUCCUUAGAGAUGAGGGAGCGAGUUCUAGGACCAGAUCACCCUGACUGUGCCCAGUCUUUGAAUAAUCUGGCGGCUCUAUGCAAUGAAAAGAAACAGUAUGAUAAAGCAGAAGAACUUUAUGAAAGAGCCUUAGACAUUCGGAGACGCGCAUUAGCUCCUGAUCACCCUUCUUUGGCUUAUACAGUGAAGCAUCUUGCAGUCUUAUAUAAGAAAAUGGGGAAACUUGACAAAGCUGUACCUUUGUAUGAGCUGGCUGUUGAAAUCCGGCAGAAAUCCUUUGGCCCAAAGCACCCUAGUGUAGCUACUGCCUUGGUGAACUUAGCUGUUCUUUAUAGCCAAAUGAAAAAACACAUUGAGGCCUUGCCGUUAUAUGAAAGAGCAUUAAAGAUUUAUGAGGACAGCCUGGGUCGGAUGCAUCCUCGAGUUGGAGAAACAUUAAAAAAUUUAGCUGUGCUUAGCUAUGAAGAAGGGGAUUUCGAAAAAGCUGCUGAACUAUACAGAAGGGCAAUGGAAAUAAAAGAAGCAGAAACAUCUCUUUUGGGUGGAAAAGCUCCUUCCCGACAUUCAUCAAGUGGAGAUACAGUUAGCUUAAAAACAACCCAUUCUCCUAAUGUUUUCCUUCAUCAAGGACAGAGGUAAUAGCAGCAACUGCAAUUCAUUGCAAAUGCAACUUAGGAUAAAAUAAUUAAGAAACAUUUGGAACACUAGAAUUUAAAACUUAUUAAAAGUUUUUAAGAAAACUUAUUUUGUGUGAUUUAACUGAUAUUUGUAUGAAAUUGUAUUGGACUACAUUGAAGUUUGAGUCAUGAUUGUUUUGAUUUUAGUUCUUUAAAAGAAUUAAUUUUCCUAUUGUGUGGGAACCAAGGAUGUAGACACAUUAGAAUCCUAAGAUGACAUGAAGAGUUGAUCAUGGAGAGUAGACUGGUCUCUGUUCUACAAGAGCUGGCAAAGCAGCUAAGACAAGGGGUUCAAGAAUUCCAUGAUUCUUCUCCUCUCUCAAGUUACUUUAGCCUCAUCGUUCCUCAUCUUGCUUUUCAGCAGCAGUCUGGCCCAGUUCUCUACCUCAAAGAAGUUUCAAGGAGUAAAGGGAUAAUGUUGAUGGAAAGUAUGAAUUGUCCUCUGUAAAACGAACUAGUAAUAGGAAUGUGACUGCUACAUUUUUUUUAUUCUACCUUUUCAUUCAGCAGAUUGGGCCAAGCCCUCUGCUUUCCAUGCUCUCUACACUGUAUAUUGUUUUUACUGUGUAGAAUGUACCUGCACAAUCUGAAGUCAUUAAUGCAGUAACAGGUCAAGCUCUUUGGCAUUCUUUGACCUUUCCCAAAAUAUGGACGUGACCUUCUUUCUCAAAUGGCCUAAAUCUAUCUCUUCAUUUAUCUUGGACUCAAAUUAGUUGGCCAUUUUAUACUGAAAAUUAAAUAUUUUUUAUAGAUUUUAUAAAUAUUGCCAAUUUGGGAUAAUGUUUUAUACCACUUAUGUAUUUAUAUAUAAAUAAAAUCUUCAAUUUUAAUACUUGUAAGAUUCCUACAUGUAGUAAUUGUAAAGGUGAAAGAUGUAAUAAACAUAUUUCACUGUUUUAGAAUAAAAGUGGAAUUUCAAGUUCUCUUUUUCCCACUCCAAUUUAUAUUGGGUUGGCCAAAAGUUUCGUUCAUCUUUUUCCCGUAAGAUGGAUCGAAUAGCACUUAGUUGUCUUUAACUUCAUUCGUGACAAUGUUGUUAGAUUGUAUGUGACAGCUAUCAUAUCAGUGUGCAUUUUAAAAAAGAUUUAUCAAAAUUGGUGAAUUUUUGUGUAGCCAUUUUAAUAUUGAAGAUGGAAGAAAAAAAGCAACAUUUUCAGUAUAUUACGCUUUAUUAUUUCAAGAAAGGUAAAAACGCAACCAAAACGCAACCAAAAACGCAAUUCUAUUUCAAGAAAGGUAAAAACGCAAAAAGGAUUUGUGCAGUGUAUGGAGGUGCUGUGACCGUUUGAACGUGUCAAAGUAAUUUGCGAAGUUUCAUGCUGGAGAUUUCUCAGUGGACUAUGCUCCACGGUUGGGCAGACCAGUUGAAGUUGACAGGGAUCAAAUUGAGACAUUAACUGAGAACAAUCAAUCACAUUAUAACACGCGGGAGAUAGCCGAUAUACUCAAAAUAUCCAAAUCAAGCACUGAAAAUCAUUUGCACCAGCUUGGUUAUGUUAAUUGCUUUGAUGUUUAGGUUCCACAUAAGUUAA
Molecule: messenger RNA, 5588 nt
Organism: Physeter macrocephalus (sperm whale)
Lineage: Eukaryota; Metazoa; Chordata; Mammalia; Artiodactyla; Physeteridae
Gene: NPHP3
Product: nephrocystin 3
Exons: 27
Coding region: 26-4018 (1330 amino acids)
Biological process (GO): kidney development; determination of left/right symmetry; convergent extension
Molecular function (GO): protein binding
Source: RefSeq, a predicted model, not a curated record